AGAGCUGUUUGAACGUUUCCAUAGUCGCGAUGAGGGUGCUUGUGGUAUACGCUCAUAAUGAAAAGAAGAGUUUUAACCAUGCCCUUCUCGAUUCGGCUAUUAGGACACUUGAAGAAGAAGGUCAUAAUGUUACAGUGUCUGAUUUAUAUGAGCAAGAAUUUGAUCCGGUGAUAUCAAGGAAGGAUUUUACUCCAGAAUACGAGAUAGAUCGAAGAGAACAUGUAAAUUACGCUCUAGAAUAUGGAAAGGCCUGGAAAGAAGGUAGGAUUGACAAAAAAAUUGUGAGAGAGCAAGAGAAAUUAGAUGAAGCCGAUUUGGUCAUUUUUCAAUUUCCUAUGUUCUGGAUGUCAAUGCCUGCAAUAUUAAAAGGGUGGUUUGAUAGGGUUUUUAUUGAGAAUUACGCUUUUGGAGAAGGUGGAAAAUAUUACGACACUGCCCGAUUUUCGGGUAAAAAGGCUUUAAUCAGUAUAACAACUGGAGGAGGGAGAGGAUGGUUCACGGAUCACAGUCCAAAUGGAGACAUUAAUGUUAUCUUAUGGCCUAUACAAGUAGGUAUAAUUGACAAUGGAAUUUUACGUUUCGUCGGCUUUGACGUAUUGGCCGCCCAAGUUCACUACGCAGUUGAAACAGCAACUGAAAAAGAGAGGCAAUUAAUACUAUCGGGUUGGACGAAAAGAUUAAAGAGGCUAAGCGAAGAAAAACCAAUUGAAUUCGUAUCUCUGUCACAAUACGAAUACGAAGACGCAUCAAAACCAAUACAAGGAAUGCGAUUAAAGGAAAAAACACUUGACCAGAACGCAGACUCUGGUUUCGGUUUAACUGUUGGCCAGCAUUUAGGCAAGCCCAUACCGCCAAAUUCAUUGAUAUAUAACAAUAAAGUUAUUGAAAGCUAA
This is a messenger RNA of Dimorphilus gyrociliatus, 893 nucleotides long. The record is from the annotation of a GenBank genome assembly. Lineage: Eukaryota; Metazoa; Annelida; Polychaeta; Dinophilidae.